Dothidotthia symphoricarpi CBS 119687 is the source of this 421-nucleotide messenger RNA. RefSeq names its product DUF543-domain-containing protein. NCBI's taxonomy places the organism in Eukaryota, Fungi, Ascomycota, Dothideomycetes, Pleosporales, Dothidotthiaceae. Bases 19 to 309 code for a protein of 96 amino acids. Gene Ontology annotation, cellular component: mitochondrion; MICOS complex; mitochondrial inner membrane. The record is from RefSeq and is a predicted model, not a curated record. The transcript is spliced from 3 exons.
CCCACACACACGCCCGCCAUGGCCGACGGAACACCCCAGCCUGUUGCGCCCAUCCCGCGAACCACCCGCCCCAUGAGCGAAGCCCUGCUUAACGAGAAGUGGGACCGCUGUCUCUCUUCGAUGCUCAUCCGCUCCGGUCUCGGCCUCUCUUUUGGUGUCGUCUUCUCCGUGCUCCUCUUCAAGCGCCGCGCAUGGCCCGCAACGGUUGGCCUCGGAUUCGGUGCUGGACGAGCGUGGGAAGAGUGUGACAACUCAUUCAAGCGGGCAGCCACACCCCCCAAAGACGGUCUGCGAGUUGUCAGGCCAUAAGCGAAUGAUACCGGAUGAAAAUGAGAUGGAUGGAUUCUUUUAGUACAAAUUUGAGCGUGGCAUACGACAGGUACGCUGUACAGUAGGGCAUGGCAUAGAUCGUUCUGGGCAA